Molecule: messenger RNA, 546 nt
Organism: Lichtheimia ornata
Lineage: Eukaryota; Fungi; Mucoromycota; Mucoromycetes; Mucorales; Lichtheimiaceae
Exons: 5
Coding region: 1-546 (181 amino acids)
Biological process (GO): iron ion transport; intracellular iron ion homeostasis
Cellular component (GO): cytoplasm
Molecular function (GO): ferric iron binding; ferrous iron binding
Source: RefSeq, a predicted model, not a curated record
AUGGUCAACGCGUCUAUUGCAAAGCAAAACUUUUCGACUGAGGCCGAAGAUGUCAUCAACAGCCAAAUCCAAAUAGAUCAAAUUGCCCAACAACAAUACCUUUCGACUGCAGCAUACUUUGGGCGUGACGAUAUUGCUCUCCCUGGGUUGGAAAAGCACUUUUUAGAGCAAGCUGAACGUGAAGGUGAACGUGUACAACUUUUGAUUGAUUAUCAGGAGACGCGUGGUGGGGUUGCCUUGAUCAAAGAUGUUCCUCAACCCAAAGCUGAAUAUGGGACUGCAAACAUAGCUAUUGAGGCCAGCCUUGUUCUUGAGAAGGAGGUGAACGAGUCACUUUUGAACAUGACGCGUGUUGCCAUUAAUUCAGACGAUCGAGAAUUCAAACACUACUUGAAGAGCAAGCAUUUGACGGAACGUGUGAAUGCAAUUGAAAAAGUGUGCAAGGGAUUGACUCAAUUACAACGUACCAAAGGUGAAGGGCUUGGAUUGCAUCUCUUUGAUCAAGCAAUCUACCACAAUGAUGGCGAAUUUACUGUUGGAAAGUGA